Octopus bimaculoides (California two-spot octopus) is the source of this 2411-nucleotide messenger RNA. RefSeq lists its product as uncharacterized. The record is from RefSeq and is a predicted model, not a curated record. Gene Ontology annotation, molecular function: extracellular matrix structural constituent conferring tensile strength. Gene Ontology annotation, biological process: extracellular matrix organization. NCBI's taxonomy places the organism in Eukaryota, Metazoa, Mollusca, Cephalopoda, Octopoda, Octopodidae.
CCUCACAAGAAUCAGGCAGUUUUAUGGCUUCUCUUGUUUCUCAACUUUACUUCUCUUAUUUACGUCAAUUUCUAUUAAAACAUCAACAAACGCUCAGAUUUCUCACUCGAUGAAGUAAAGGUAGAGCCCAUUAAUUAAUGCGAAAGAAAAUAGAUACAAUUAUUGAUAGGGCUAGCUUAGAAAAAGCGAUGCAGGCGCCAAUAGUAAUUUCAUCCUUUACACCCCUUUUCCGGCGAAGAAAAUCGGUUCGCCCGGUUGCAGCCGGCAAUCACUACUUGAUGGAGAGAGAGAGGGCGAGAGUGAAAUGCUCCGCACACUAUAGAAGCUAAGUAAGAGUGUAACUGUCAAACUCUAAACACAAUUCAUGAAUGUCUUAUAACACCGGGCUGCCUGCUUAUGCCAAGGUAAAGUAAAAGGCUUUUCUCUCCAGCAUGGAGAAACGUUGCAUCUCUUCCGACAGCAAUCAAAGUGAACGUGAUCGAUUGCUGUUUCGAAAACUCGUUCAGUGGGUAUCUGCGUGUAUUAUAUUUACUUUACUUGUUAUUCUGGUCGGCCUGUCCUGGAGCUACAUCAGUACAUUAGCAUCUCUACAAACAAGAGUUGAGCAACUAGAGAAACAGUGCACGGAUUAUGAAAAACGCGUAGAGGAGUACGUUGAAGUAAAAAUAAAAGAAACAUUCAUCAAGAUUAAAAAAGAAGAUAUUAUCUAUGAACCUUUAAGAUUCCGCAGACAAACUGUCUGUGACUGCCCACCAGGUCAACCUGGUCAGAAAGGAAACAAAGGAGAUCAAGGAAAUUCUGGUGAAAAGGGGGAUCAAGGAGGCAGUGGUUUUCCGGGACCAACAGGCCCACCUGGAAUUCCUGGCCUUAAAGGUUCAAAUGGUGCAACUGGCAUUCAGGGACCUAAGGGUCGAAGUGGUUAUCCUGGCUAUCCGGGACCAGGUGGUUUAAAAGGAGGAAAGGGUGAUGUGGGACUACCAGGUCCAAAAGGAGACAAAGGAGAAAAGGGUAUUCGUGGAGAAACAGGGCAGAAAGGAAAUCCUGGAUUACCUGGUUAUGAUGGUAUCAAAGGUUCUAAAACAGGAGUGAAGCGUUCAGUUAAACUUCAAGAUGGAUUAAUCCAUCUAAAGGAUGCUACAUAUGAAGUUAUAACCAUUAAGGGUGAACCAGGUGACGCAGGGCGUCCUGGUCCUCCAGGUCCUAAAGGCACACCUGGUCUGCCAGGAUUUGAUGGAUUAACAGGUGCACCAGGAGAACCAGGUCCCGUUGGUCCACGUGGCCCACCUGGUCCAUCAGGUAAAGAUGGAUUGCCUGGACGUCCAGGUGAAAUGGGUUUAUCUGGUCUUCCUGGAUACAAAGGCGAAAAAGGGAAUCGAGGCAAGCGUGGACGCAAAGGGCGUCGAGGAGAAAAAGGUUAUCCUGGGCCACCAGGUGAAAUGGGUAUAACUGGUGCUAUUGGGAAAACUGGUGCAAAGGGUUCAUUGGGACUUCCUGGACCUCAGGGCCAGCCUGGUCCCCCAGGCAUCCAUGGUAUAGAUGGUUUGGAUGGAAAGCCUGGAGAAGCUGGACCACCUGGACCGCCAGGCUUGAAGGGAGAACCAGGUGAACAAGGAUUAAGAGGAAUAGCUGGACCAAUUGGACCUCCUGGCUUACCUGGACCCCCUCUUGCAUUAGGCAGUGUUGAGUUGAAUCAUGCCAGAACGACAACUGUGAAGGGUGAGGCUGGUGUUAUUGAAGGUGGUGGCAGCGGUGAAGGGAUACCAGGUCCAACCGGUCCUCCCGGCCCUUCGCUUUCUCUGAGAAACAAUAAUGGAAAAAUGGAACCCAAAUCAGAAAAUAGUCUUGGUCCCAUGGGAAUGAAAGGUGCAUCAGGUACUAAGGGAGAAAAAGGAGAGAAAGGUGACUAUGGACCAAUGGGAUUACCAGGUCCUCCUGGUCCAGCAGGUAUCCCUGGAUUUGCUAAAGAUGGAGCUCCUAUAUGUGCUUGCACUAAAGGAGAAAAAGGAGACCAGGGCAAGCCUGGAAUAAAUGGACUCAAUGGCCCUCUGGGAUUACGAGGACCCGCUGGACCUAAAGGAGUUAAAGGUGAUGUAGGUGCAACAGGACCACGUGGACCAAAAGGUAAAAGAGGCAGGCGUGGUGGAAAAGGAGAAAAAGGAGACCAGGGGAUUCCUGGCUUAGAUGCUCCAUGUCCUGUUGGACCAGAUGGCUUACCUUUACCAGGUUGUGGGUCACAUCAUCCAGCACAGGUUUUUACCAGCUUAAAUCCAUCAAUGACUGCUGAACCAACUAAAAUGACUUCUUCUAGUUCCAUAAAUGAGGAGAAACUUAGUAAUGGCCCUGUUUUGAUCCAGGAAUAAGCUUAUUUUAAAUGGCCCAGCUGUAUAUAAUGAAAGUAAAAGAAACAAAAA